UUAUCCAUCUUCAUAGGUUCAUAUGUUGAGAUAAAAUUCAAACAUUUUGCCGAUUAGCUGAAAGAGAGAGAAGAAGAUGGGAGAAGAAGCCCCUCCUGUUGAUUCACCGCAAAACAAAGCAUGGCACUCUUACAUCUCAGAGGAUCUGCCUCGCACUGUCCAAGAGUCUACUGACUCCGCCAUUCGCUCUGCCCGUUCCAUACAAAAUACAUCCUCUACCCACCUUCGUACUCUUCAGGAUUUAAUGCCAAAGAUAAAAGGCCAGUAUAGAACUUAUGAAGAGGUUUUCUUUAGGAAAAUUAAAGAUGAGUUGGUAUCUGCGAGAGAGCACCCUGCUAUGGCUGGGGGAAUUGGUAUUGCUGCUGGCCUCCUCCUCAUGCGAGGACCUAGAAGAUUUCUGUACCGUCAAACACUGGGCCGUCUCCAGAGUGAGGAGGCCAAAUAUAGUAAAGGUGAGAAGAAUGUGAAAGAGUUAGGCCUGUCUGUUGGCUUAAUGAAGAAAGAGAGUAAAAAGUUGCUUGAAAGAGCAUCUCUUGCUGAAAAGGAUAUGAAACGCGGCCAUUCUGACCUCAUGGUUGCUGGGAGUCAGAUCCAAAGUGUUGCAAAAUCUGUCUACAAGGUUGAAGGUCAAGCUGCUGAUUUGAUGGAUGUGCUGCGGGAAAUUCCAGGUAGAGAGGCAUUAAAGCUAAGAGCAGAGGUUGCUUCUAUGGCGUCACAUCUGCGUCAACAAAGAACUGCAAUUGACAAAAGGAUUGUCAAGAUUUCUGAAUUAGGUGUUCCAAUAUGAGAAUUGUGAAUUUCAGAAGAAAUGAUUUAAGACCAUUGCACUGGUUUUGGUUACCUAAUAACUUAGGAUGAGAAUUGAAGAGGGCCAUGACAUAUGGAUGAACAAUGAGCUGUGCAUUCUCCUACAUCGUUUAAGCCUUUGAAUGCAAUUUGUUUGUAGGGAGCUGAUAAGACAGAUCCUGCUGUAAGAUUACAUACCUAUACUGUAAGCUUGUGUUUUUUUUUUAAUUAUGUUUGAGUGAGCCCUGUGCAGAAACUAUGAUACAGAAGAAAUGAAAAGGAGAUGUCUUCCCUUUUA
Messenger RNA from Solanum dulcamara, 1084 nucleotides. RefSeq names its product RGS1-HXK1-interacting protein 1. NCBI's taxonomy places the organism in Eukaryota, Viridiplantae, Streptophyta, Magnoliopsida, Solanales, Solanaceae. The record is from RefSeq and is a predicted model, not a curated record. The transcript has 8 exons. Bases 77 to 787 code for a protein of 236 amino acids.